This is a messenger RNA of Desarmillaria tabescens, 707 nucleotides long. RefSeq lists its product as uncharacterized. The transcript is spliced from 3 exons. Lineage: Eukaryota; Fungi; Basidiomycota; Agaricomycetes; Agaricales; Physalacriaceae. The record is from RefSeq and is a predicted model, not a curated record. The coding region runs from base 163 to 672 and encodes 169 amino acids.
GAGAUGAGAAGAUUGAAACUAUGACGAUGCCCACACAGCCACGCCUCGGUCGAAGCUUCAUGAAUACCUUUCUCGAAUUGAUUCCACUCGUCUUCAAGCUAUCUAAAUGUCUCUCAUUGCCGUUCCUAGGCCCUCAUCUCAGGCUGAUUCUGUAAGGGAUUGAUGGUCGUAAACACGUCACUGCAUACCUGGUUUCAAUUGCUACGAUUCCGUAUCAUCUUCGGCUCCGUUAAUCCUCGAAACGGAUCUUCCAGUGCCUUUUCCCAUCUAUUGUCUUGCUCUAGGAUCACGGUUUCAUACGCUCUGGGCUGUUAUCUCGACGCUUGCCGGCCAUCACUCCGAUUCUCCGUGUAUCAACAUUGCGCAUCCUUCAAACUUGGGGUCGAUGCAUUUAUGGGGAUUCGGCGGAAUCGCACAAAUGACGACCGAACGCAAGUCAGAAAGAGGAAACUUUUCCCAACAUCGCCUUCCCCGCCUAGUACGACCCAAUUCUGGCGACGCGCAACUGUCGGAGUCAUACCGAUUCAACUUCGGGAAUUGUUGAUUCAUACUUAUACGCGAGGUUCCCUAACUGUUGGUUUAACACCUGGACUAUGCAAUUACCGACCUUUCGUGUACACUAAGUUGCUUAUUCAGAAUAAAGCGCUUAAAAAUCUGACAGCACAUACCUGAAUUCAAAGGCAGAUACAAGGGAUACAAAACGGUAC